This is a messenger RNA of Betta splendens (Siamese fighting fish), 3387 nucleotides long. RefSeq names its product gap junction protein, alpha 3 (gene gja3). The coding region runs from base 879 to 2183 and encodes 434 amino acids. Gene Ontology annotation, biological process: cell communication. NCBI's taxonomy places the organism in Eukaryota, Metazoa, Chordata, Actinopteri, Anabantiformes, Osphronemidae. The record is from RefSeq and is a predicted model, not a curated record. The transcript is spliced from 2 exons. Gene Ontology annotation, cellular component: connexin complex.
UGGGGCGAACCUGUGUGGAUGUUUGAGGCGGUUCGGGGCGCGUUUUGGGGCGCAGUCGGGUUUUGGGAGGCUGAGGGGGCGUGGUGUGGCUCCGGACCGGCUCAUGACUCUGGAUUCACUCAUGCAUGGUCACACAAUGUGACAGCGCAGUCAUGGCUGGAAACGGGAGGCAGCUCCGCCUAAACGAGCCCCAUCUUCAAGUGUUGGGUCUCCAGAACCAAUAACCCCAGCGAACCCACGCCCGCAGAGGUCUGUGCGUGAAUGAGUCCGCGUGGCACCGGUUCCAGCAACAGGUUGAGGGUUUGAAUCCCGGGACGGACUUCGCUGCAGCCGCGGGGGGUCCACGCGGUUGAGCGCGCUCACGUGAUGGCACCAGCGGUCGCGGAGGGAUUUGACAUCUCCGGUCUGAAGGUACGACGCAGGAGCGCUGCUGUGAACAUUUCCAACUAAAGACUCAUAUUGCGCAAUUAAUAUUGCGUCAGUUUCACCAACGUGCUGGACAAAAGCCGCACAAAGCUUUAAAGGCGUCCGCGGCCUCUGGCACACUCUGCAUUGUCCGCCACGCAGCUGAGCUUUGUCCGUUACAUUCACCACCAGGCCGCUUUAACGCACGCCGCAGAUACGAGCAACUAAACGAGAGAAGCGCCGACCAUUAAUUGCUGCGGUGACCGACAAUCCAGUAAAUAGACGCUUUCAAAUGACAUAUUCUCUGGAGACGUUGGCUCUCACUGACUCUUGACUCCAGAGUCAAGUCUGAUUGUUUGCCUCAUGUGUUUAUCUUCCAGGUGUCGUAUCGUGAACCCUAGUCGAUGGAUUUAUUACCUUUAAUUCAAGAACAUUUUAUCUCUACUGUCUCCAUAGGCCGGACCGCGUGAAGCAUGGGCGACUGGAGCUCUCUGGGGCGGCUGCUGGAGAACGCUCAGGAGCACUCCACGGUCAUCGGCAAAGUGUGGCUGACUGUGCUCUUCAUCUUCAGGAUCCUGGUGCUGGGCGCCGCCGCGGAGGAGGUGUGGGGCGACGAGCAGUCCGACUUCACCUGCAACACGCAGCAGCCGGGCUGCGAGAACGUGUGCUACGACCAGGCCUUCCCCAUCUCGCACGUGCGCUUCUGGGUGCUGCAGAUCAUCUUCGUGUCCACGCCCACGCUCGUCUACCUGGGCCACGUGCUGCACAUCGUCCGCAUGGAGGAGAAGCGCAAGGAGAAGCAGGAGGAGGCGCGCAAGGCGGCGCGCCUGCAGGAGGGGGAGGGGGAGGAGCCCGGCGGCGGCGGCGGCGGCGGCGGCGGCGGCGGCGGCGGCGGCGGCGGGGAGAAACCGCCCAUCAGGGACGAGCACGGAAAGAUCCGCAUCCGAGGCGCCCUCCUGCGCACCUACGUCUUCAACAUCAUCUUCAAGACCCUGUUUGAAGUGGCUUUCAUUUUGGGCCAGUACUUCCUCUACGGCUUCCAGCUGAGGCCGCUGUACAAGUGUGCGCGUUGGCCCUGCCCCAACAUGGUGGACUGCUUCAUAUCGAGGCCCACUGAAAAGACCAUUUUUAUCAUAUUUAUGCUUGUGGUGGCUUGCGUGUCUCUUUUGCUGAAUUUGUUAGAGAUCUAUCACCUCGGGUGGAAGAAGGUGAAGCAGGGCGUGACCAACGGGUCGGCGCCGCAGCGCGAGUCGCUGCGUCGCGUGGCCGUGGCCCCGCCCUCCAGGACCGCCCCCCCCCUCAGCCUCCCCCCCGACUACACGGACGUGACGGCGGGGGGCGGGGCCUUCGUGCCCCCGGCGCCGGAGUUCAAGAUGGACGAGCUCCGGCGCGAGGAGCCGCUCCAGCCCUCCCCCUCCCCCUCGCCCUCCUCCCCCUCCUCCCACUACUACAUAAGCAACAGCAGCAACCACCGGCUGGCUGCGCAGCAGAACUGGGCCAACCUGGCCACUGAGCAGCAGACUCAGGAGAUGAAGAGCCCCUCCUCCUCCUCCUCCUCCUCCUCCUCCUCCUCCGCCGCCAGCGUGGACGCCGAGCAGCCGGUCGACGCCGACCUGCCUCCGACCGGCAACACCACGAGUAACACCACCAUCACCACCAGCGGGCCGGAGGAAGACAUGCACGGGCCUCCGGUACGGGUCAGCGCCGACCCGCGGCGGCUCAGUCGGGCCAGCAAGAGCAGCAGCGUGAGGGUCAGGCCGAGCGACCUGGCCGUGUAGACGUCCCCUGACCAACAGCCCUGAACCCCAGCACCACACACACAGAAAAACACAAAGCCACAUAAUAACACACCACAAAAUGGCAGGGUCCGACCAGUUCAACUGGGUCCUAAUGGGUCCUACUGGGUCUGACUGCGUCAAAUUGGGAACUACUGGGUCCUACUAGGUCCUACUGGGUCCAACUGGGUCCGAAUGGGUCCUACUGGGUCAAAUUGGGAACUACUGGGUCCUACUAGGUCCUACUGGGUCCGACUGGGUCCUACUGGGUCAAAUUGGGCCUGACUGGGUCUGACUGUGUCCGACUGGGUCCUACUAGGUCAAAUUGGGCCUGACUGGGUCUGACUGGGUCCGACUGGGUCCUACUAGGUCCUACUGGGUACGACUGGGUCUUACUUGGCCAUAGCUGUGCCGUAGCUGGCUUCGCUGCUCAGGCCUGUUUUUCUGAGGUUUAACCUUCGCUCAUAGAACACAUUUGGUCCCAGAGUCCCGUCUUUUGCUGUAGCUCCUAACUGGUUCCAGACACACACCAGUUACACACACAGAGCUCGUACUAACGACAAACGCGCUCCUCUAACAGAGUCUAAUCGUUGCCUUCAUGAAUAUCAGCCCGUGGUUCUGAGCAGAGGUUCUGCUCGUUCAUUCAAGCUCCUCUCUAACACACUAAUCUGUCAGAUACGGUUUUAACCCACACCCGUGUUAUCGUCCAUCAUCUGGAUUCAAACUGCUGAUCUGCUGAACCGGGACACAAAUAGAACCAAGUGGGUCGACAUCCCUGUUCAUAUUUGUACCUGCCUUUUUUUUGAUGCCUAAAGUUUACAUUUUGGUAGCGACACAGAUUUGCACAUGUAGGGAAGUAAGCUGCUGUUUUGGUAGUAACAGGGAGAGCGAGCGAGCGAGCGAGCAUGACCCCAGACUGCAGGGCUGUAUGAUCCUCAAAGGAAACACGUCUUAAGCACAAAGCUCAGCAGCAGCAGGUUUGAAGCUGCAGUGGGAGACGCUCACACGCCUGUGACAGGAUGUGGAGCUCCCUCCUCUGAUUCCCCCGACUAGAAACCAACAGGAUGCUCGCGCAGCGGCCGUUCCCUGUCUUAAACAAGACAAGUGCCUUGUGUAUGAAUGAUUCUUUUGUAAGAACAAGUUGAUGUAAAUGUUCAUUUACCUCAGACGUUUACAAAACUGUUACUAAAUAAAUUUUUGUACCAUG